Messenger RNA from Populus euphratica (Euphrates poplar), 1822 nucleotides. RefSeq names its product KDEL motif-containing protein 1-like. NCBI's taxonomy places the organism in Eukaryota, Viridiplantae, Streptophyta, Magnoliopsida, Malpighiales, Salicaceae. Bases 132 to 1562 code for a protein of 476 amino acids. The record is from RefSeq and is a predicted model, not a curated record. The transcript has 6 exons.
AGGAUCCCUUCUUCCUCUCGAGCCUGGAUGAUUGCCAUGGUUUGGUCAAGGAUGUAAUUCUUGGGAUUCAGCAGGAGCUUAAUCUGGCGCAUAAUCAUUUCUUAGAAGAGUUCAGUAGAGUUUGUCAGCUAAUGAAGAGAUGGGGUUCGCCAGCUGUUUUCUUCUUCUUCUUCUUUGUCCUCCUGCUUGGAGCUUUCUUUUACUGGGUUGAUCAUACUAUUAUUACAAGUAUCAAAGGACAUAAGAGAUCCCCCAGCAUAAUUGAGCUCCCGCUCAAACGCUCCCUCAAUGGAAGCAUGGAGCAAUCACGCGUGUCCACUUAUCCAGUGAUAUUCAGGCCUAACAACUUAUCAUCCACAGCAUGCCCGGAGUACUUUCGGUGGAUCCACGAGGAUCUAAGGAUCUGGAAGAGCACGGGAAUCUCAAGGGCCAUGGUGGAAAGAGCUAAAGAUUAUGCACAUUUUAGAUUGGUGAUUCUCAAGGGAAAGAUUUAUGUGGAGAAAUAUAAGAAGUCAUUUCAUACAAGAGAUGAGUUUACAAUAUGGGGUAUCUUGCAACUGCUAAGGUUGUAUCCUGGAAAGGUACCAGACCUGGAACUUAUGUUCUGGUGUGAAGACAGGCCUGUGAUCCUGAAGAAAGAUUACCGAGGAACAAAUGCCACUUCGUCACCAUCCAUAUUUCAAUAUUGUGGGCAUGAGGAUGCUUUGGGCAUUGUCUUUCCUGACUGGACCUUUUGGGGUUGGGCUGAGACCAAUGUAAGCCCAUGGAAAACCCUGUCCAAGGACUUAAAAGAAGCCAACAAAAGGACCAAGUGGAAGGAUAGGGUACCCUAUGCUUAUUGGAGAGGGAACCCAAACGUGGCUGCAUCUAGGAGACAACUCAUGUGGUGCAAUGUUUCUGAUAAAUAUGACUGGAAUGCUCGUCUCUAUAAACAGGAUUGGCGUACAGAGAGUGAGCAAGGAUAUGAACAUUCAAGAUUGGAAGACCAAUGCACACACAGGUACAAGAUUUAUAUAGAAGGAAGAGGAUGGUCAGUGAGUGACAAGAAUAUAUUAGCAUGCGAUUCCAUGACUUUGUUCGUAAAGCCCGAGUACUAUGAUUUCUUCAUCAGAAGCAUGGUACCGUUGCAACACUACUGGCCCGUUAGUGCCAGAAACAAGUGCAGAGAUAUCAAGUUUGCUGUCGAAUGGGGCAACAACCAUACUGAUAAGGCACAGGCUAUCGGGAAGGCAGGGAGCAAGUUUAUUCAAGAAAAUCUAAAGAUGGAAUAUGUGUAUGAUUACAUGUUUCAUUUAUUAACAAAAUAUGCGAAGCUCUUAAAAUUUAAACCGAGAAUUCCUGAAGGGGCAGUUGAGGUGUAUUCAGAGACUAUGGCACGCCCUCACAGAGGUUUAUGGAAGAAAUUCAUGGCAGAGACUCUGGUGAACUUUCCUAGCGAUACACUCCCAUGUACAAUGCCGCCUCCUUAUGAACCUCGUACACUUGAAGCUUUUAUUGAGAGUAAGGAGACAAUUACAAGGCAAGUGGAGAGGUGGGAGAAAGAAAAUUGGAAAAAAAGUUAAUUAAGAAGCAGCAGGUUCUUCAUCUCUGAUACGGGCAUUGCAUUUACAUUUUGAAUGGAUGGUCACUGAACAACGAAACAUUUUGAAGAAUAGAGCUCCAAAAACAAUAGAUUGAUAGAACAAUAUAUCUUGCAUACUGCCCAAACCUGUGUUUCAAUCCAGUAAGAAGCCCUAUAAGUUUUGGGUUACACAUGGGAUUAGGCCUUCCUACUCUAAAAUCUCUUCUUUCAUGUCCUCUGUUUGAAUCCAAAAUCCAAGUC